Gambusia affinis (western mosquitofish) is the source of this 2161-nucleotide messenger RNA. RefSeq names its product solute carrier family 35 member A5 (gene slc35a5). The transcript is spliced from 10 exons. Gene Ontology annotation, molecular function: pyrimidine nucleotide-sugar transmembrane transporter activity. The record is from RefSeq and is a predicted model, not a curated record. NCBI's taxonomy places the organism in Eukaryota, Metazoa, Chordata, Actinopteri, Cyprinodontiformes, Poeciliidae. Gene Ontology annotation, biological process: pyrimidine nucleotide-sugar transmembrane transport. The coding region runs from base 26 to 1480 and encodes 484 amino acids. Gene Ontology annotation, cellular component: Golgi membrane.
UCUGUAGCGCGCGAGUGCUCGUUGCAUGACGUCACCGCGCCAGCUGCGUCGUGAACGCGUACUCUUCCUAACAAGGAAGUCGUCGGUUUGUGUUGACGGAAUAAGAUUCUUCAGCUAUGGAUCGGAUAAAGGCAGAAAUAAGUGGUCUGAAGAGGUGAACCCAGAGCAGCUCCCUGUGCCCCAGCCAGCCAGAGCCAUGGUGAGCUGCUGCCCCCGCCCCAUGCUCUGCUCCCGCUCCUCAGCCUAUACGCUCGCUCUCGGCCUGGGCUUCGUUACCUUGGGGACGAGUCGCAUUGUGCUGCUCAAGUUCUCAGCAAACGCCGAAAACAAGUAUGACUUCCUCCCUGCAUCUGUGAACCUGCUCGCUGAAGCGCUGAAGCUGCUCUUCUGUCUGGUUAUGUCAGUCAGAGUGAUAGUCAGAGAAGGACGAUCAUGCAGAGAUCUGGGCUGCGCCUCCAGCUCCUCCUUCCUGAUCUCCUUAAAGUGGGCCGUUCCAGCGUUCCUCUACUUUCUGGACAACCUCAUCAUCUUCUAUGUGAUGACCUACCUGCAGCCGGCCAUGGCAGUGCUGUUCUCCAACUUUGUCAUCCUGACCACAGCUGUUCUCUUUAGACUUGUUUUAAAGAGACGCCUGUCCUGGGUUCAGUGGGCUUCUUUAGUUAUCCUCUUCCUGGCCAUCGUCUCCUUGACAACGGGAUCAGAGGGCAGCCAGAACUCCAUAGCAGUGCCAGGCCUUCACUCAAACCCGCUCUCCACCCCGUCCAACUCCUGCAUCCUCUACACUCAGCUCCUAGAGCAGAUGAAAAACAGCAGCGCCUCCGCGUCGUGGACGUCGUCUCUGCCCGGUCAGGCCUGGAGGGACCGGGUGGUGGAGAAGCUGCAGACGUUGGGCGUGGGCCACCUCCUGCUGCUGCUGCAGUGCUUCAUUUCCGCCAUGGCCAACAUCUACAACGAGAAGAUCCUGAAAGAGGGAGACCAGCUCACAGAGAGCAUCUUCAUUCAGAACAGCAAACUGUAUGUGUUUGGUGUGGUGUUCAACGCUCUGACUCUGGGACUCAGCAGCGAGGCGAGAGGACUCACCAUCCACUGUGGCCUCCUCCAUGGACACAACGUCUACUCACUGGCCCUGGUGCUGGUCACUGCUGCUCUGGGCUUGUCAGUCGCCUUCAUCCUGAAGUUCAGAGACAACAUGUUCCACGUGCUGACAGGCCAGAUCACCACCGUUCUGGUCACCGGCUUCUCCCUCUUCCUGUUCGACUUCCGGCCGUCGCUGGACUUCUUCCUGCAGGCGCCCAUGGUCCUGCUGUCCAUCUUCAUCUACAACGCCAGCCGGCCCAGGGACCCCGAGUACAGCCUGCAGCAGGAGAAGCUGCGGGUCAUCAACGGAGAGGUGUUUGAGAGGUCCAGAGGGGACGGCGAGGAGCUGGAGCUCCUUACCAAAACCAACACCGACAGCGAGUCUGAUGAAGAGUCUCUGUAAAAUCCCGAGUUCGGAGGAUAAACCGCUGCUGAAGCUUCUCUGCACAGAAGUCUGAACCUCGUCACUUGGUGGAACAUCAAGUUUGUCCCACUUUUUACAUUUUCUGUCUUGAAUUUGUACGAUGUCACCACAUGUUCAAGAAUCAACUACUUGUUUGGAAAUUCUAUUUUCUUGUGCUCUGAGCGCCCAAAUGUUCAAAUUCAUUGACAGUUUAAUUAGAAACCAAGGACAAGCUGCCAAUUUCACUCUGUUUCCAGUAUUUGUUUUGCUGUGGAGUGAAUCUUUAUCAAUGCAGACAUCAGAGAACACUAUUGCUGCAGUGAGUUGGACAAAAAAAAGCUUGUUUACCAAUAAAAGCACAAAAACGUUCCUGUUCCCAAAACUUUCUUGAAGUGAAAAAUGAAGCAAAAGCGUUUCAGUUCAUCAAAUCUCUGUGUGUGGAUAUGUGGAGCAGACCUCCACGAUUAUAUUUUAUGUAUAUUUAAUGGUGCGUCUGACCUGAGAGCAUUCAAUGAAUGGGCUUCAGAUCUGCUGCAGCUUCAUCAUUAAUGUUGAUUUGGUGGAUUAAAUUGUGAAAUUCUGUAAAAUGUAUCUUUCUCUUAAUAUUGUUGAUGCCUUUGAAAUACGUAUGCCAUUUAUUGUGAAAUGACUUUUUUUUUUAUUAAAAGAAACUUGCUAAAG